Messenger RNA from Colossoma macropomum (tambaqui), 2959 nucleotides. RefSeq names its product forkhead box P2 (gene foxp2). Gene Ontology annotation, cellular component: nucleus. Gene Ontology annotation, biological process: regulation of transcription by RNA polymerase II. The transcript has 19 exons. Gene Ontology annotation, molecular function: DNA-binding transcription repressor activity, RNA polymerase II-specific; RNA polymerase II cis-regulatory region sequence-specific DNA binding. Bases 440 to 2551 code for a protein of 703 amino acids. NCBI's taxonomy places the organism in Eukaryota, Metazoa, Chordata, Actinopteri, Characiformes, Serrasalmidae. The record is from RefSeq and is a predicted model, not a curated record.
UUGCUUUUUUUCUGUCUGUGUUGCAUUAGUAAUAACAGCAGCACACUGACUGAAGACAGGAGGCAACGCGUGCAUCUCCGAGCGGAGGGAUACCUCAGCGGUCUUAUUUACUCUACGGCUUGUUGUUCAUUUUUUUAAAACCUGCUUUUAUGAUUAACUUGUACGCUCACGUGCGUUAGCCUGUUUCCCCACGACGCCGAAAGCGAGCCGAACUUUUGUGUGUUUUCUACAAACCUCUGUUGUUGUUGUAUUUUUUUUAUUAUUUUUGCUUCCCACGGAGGAAAUAAGCGCGUGUUUUGAUCCUUUGCAUACCUGGACUCGCCCCUCAAAAGAAGGACAUCGGCUGAACGUUUUUCCCCUCAGGGAUGAGAUCUGGUAUGGCAGUUGCACACUGCAUAGCCCGAGCACUCUGAAGCCAAGGCAGAAGUGGUAUUAAGUCAUGAUGCAGGAGUCGGCCAGUGAGACAAUAAGCAACAGUUCAAUGAGUCAAAAUGGAAUGAGCACCCUAAGCAGCCAAUUAGAUGCUGGCAGUAGAGAUGGAAGAUCAAGCGGUGACACGAGCAGCGAAGUAAGCACAGUCGAGCUGCUGCAUCUGCAACAACAGCAGGCCCUACAAGCAGCAAGGCAAUUACUCUUACAGCAACCAGGCAGUGGCCUGAAGUCUCCAAAGAACAACGACAAACAGCGUCCGCUGCAGGUGCCGGUGUCAGUGGCCAUGAUGAGUCCGCAGGUCAUCACUCCCCAGCAGAUGCAGCAAAUCCUCCAGCAGCAGGUCCUCUCCCCUCAGCAGCUCCAGGCCCUUCUACAGCAACAGCAGGCAGUCAUGCUACAGCAGCAACACUUGCAGGAGUUUUACAAGAAGCAGCAGGAGCAACUCCACCUCCAGCUUCUGCAGCAGCAGCACCCCAGCAAACAGGCAAAAGAGCAACAGCAACAGCAGCAGCAGCAUCAGCAGCAGUUAGCGGCGCAGCAGCUGGUGUUUCAACAGCAGCUCCUGCAGAUGCAGCAGCUCCAGCAGCAGCAGCACCUGCUGAACAUGCAACGGCAGGGCCUGCUCUCUCUGCCCCCAGGCCCAGGACAGCCCACCCUGCCAGGACAGAGCCUACCGCCAGCUGGCCUGAGCCCAGCCGAGCUCCAGCAGUUGUGGAAGGACGUGACUGGCGGCCACACCAUAGAGGAUAACGGCCUGAAGCACAGCGGCCUGGACCUCAGCACCACCAACUCUUCCUCCACUACCUCCUCCACCACCUCCAAAGCUUCUCCACCCAUCUCCCACCACCCCAUCUCCAACGGCCAGUCUCCAGCCCUCAACAACCGCAGAGAGAGCUCGUUACAUGAAGAGACUGGAGCGUCACACUCACAUUCCCUCUAUGGUCAUGGAGUGUGCAAAUGGCCAGGCUGUGAAAGUGUCUGUGAGGACUUCGGACAGUUUUUGAAGCACCUUAACAGUGAGCAUGCUUUGGACGACAGGAGCACGGCACAGUGCCGGGUCCAAAUGCAAGUGGUACAGCAGCUAGAGAUUCAGCUUUCUAAAGAACGUGAGCGUCUUCAGGCAAUGAUGGCCCACUUGCACAUGCGGCCCUCGGAGCCCAAGCCAUCUCCCAAACCGUUAAAUUUAGUCUCGAGUAUCACCAUGUCGAAGAACCUGCCGUCAGCUUCCCCACCGAACCUGCCCCAGACCCCCACCACCCCCACAGCCCCCGUCACACCAUUGAGCCAGAUGCCCCAGGUCCCCUCAGUCCUCAGCCCUGCCAACGUGCCCAGCAUGGGCGCCAUGCGUAGACGCCACUCCGACAAAUAUUCCAUGCCCUUGUCCUCAGAAAUAGCCCCAAACUAUGAGUUUUAUAAGAACGCUGAUGUCAGACCACCAUUCACGUAUGCAACGCUCAUCAGGCAGGCUAUCAUGGACUCGAAAGACAUGCAGUUAACGCUUAAUGAAAUCUACAGCUGGUUCACGCGCACCUUCGCCUACUUCAGACGCAAUGCCGCCACUUGGAAGAAUGCAGUGCGCCACAACCUGAGCCUGCACAAGUGUUUUGUGCGAGUGGAAAACGUGAAGGGUGCAGUGUGGACAGUGGACGAGAUGGAGUACCAGAAACGCAGAUCACAGAAGAUAACAGGGAGCCCGACGCUAGUGAAGAACCUGCCAUCCAGUCUGGGUUACGGAGCAGCUCUUAAUGCAAGCUUGCAGGCAGCGUUGGCGGAAACGUCUCUGCCGUUGCUGGGUAAUGCGGCACUGAUGAACAGCAGUGCGUCGGGGUUGAUGGGGGGCAGUCCACCCGGUCUGUUGAGCGGCAGCCCACCCAGCCUCUUGCAGAGCAGCACCCACGACGAGCUCAAUGGCACACUCGACCACCUCGACACUAACGGUCACAGCAGCCCCGGAUACUCCCCACAGACCCAUAUGCCUCCAGUUCACGUAAAGGAGGAGCCGCUAAACAUGGACGAUGAUGACUGUCCGAUGUCAUUGGUGACGACAGCCAACCACAGUCCAGAGCUGGAAGAGGAACGAGAGCUAGAGGAAGGCAACCUAUCGGAGGACCUGGAGUGAUAGUCGUCUCUGCCCACGUUUGCUGGGACUCGCCCCUCUAACCACUCCACAAACCACAGAAAGGCAGCAGAUCGAAGCGAGGAAUAUUUAUUUCGAAUGAACCCGGGAGACUGGCCCAAAGAAACUCUCUCAGCCCUUUGAGGACCACAUAAGAACAGGCAUGAGAUGUCUGCUUUUUAAAAUGACUACAAAUGAAUUAAAAAAAAAGAACAAGAUUUCAUUCAGAUGGCAUGGCCACCACACACCGUGAAACACCAAGACUCAUGGACGGAAACGAAUACAAAAACUUGAGUCUUUACUGUAAGAAAGUCAUUGGCCACAUAUACUGCCAAAAAAGUUUUAAGUUUGUGAAUAUCCAGCCCACAGUAGUCGCUGAUGUUAGAUACAAUUGCUGGUUCAAUUCAAGUU